Elephantulus edwardii (Cape elephant shrew) is the source of this 864-nucleotide messenger RNA. RefSeq names its product ferritin light chain-like. The transcript is spliced from 3 exons. Gene Ontology annotation, molecular function: ferrous iron binding; ferric iron binding. Bases 4 to 864 code for a protein of 286 amino acids. Gene Ontology annotation, cellular component: cytoplasm. Gene Ontology annotation, biological process: intracellular iron ion homeostasis; iron ion transport. The record is from RefSeq and is a predicted model, not a curated record. NCBI's taxonomy places the organism in Eukaryota, Metazoa, Chordata, Mammalia, Macroscelidea, Macroscelididae.
ACUAUGAGCUCUCAGAUCUGUCAAAAUUAUUCCACCAAAGCAGAAGCUGGCGUCAACCGUCUGGUCAACCUGCACCUGCGGGCCUCUUACACCCACCUCUCUCUGAGUUUUUAUUUUGACCGUGAUGACGUGGGCUUGAAAGACGUGGGACACUUCCGUGAGUUGGUGAAGGAGAAGUGUGAGGGUGCUGAGUGGCUCUUGAAGCUGCAGAACCAGCGCAGCGGGCGAGUCCUCUUCCAAGAUAUCCAGAAACCAUCCCAGGAUGAGUGGGGUGAAACCCUGGAUGCCAUGCAAGCUGAGCUGGCCUUGGAGAAGAACCUAAACCAGGCCCUUCUGGAUCUGCACACCAUGGGUUCUGCCCACACUGACCCCCAUCUCUGUGACUUUCUGGAGAACCACCUCCUGGACGAAGAAGUGAAACUGCUAAAGAAGAUGGGUGACCAUCUGGCCAACAUUAGAAGCCUGGGCGGACCCCAGGCUGGGCUGGGCGAGUAUCUCUUUGAGCAUCUCACCCUCAAGCACAACUGGGAGCCCCUCAAGUCCUACUGCCCCAUCCUCAGGGGCUCACCAUGCCAGGCCAUCACCAUGGAUGGAGGUGGGGACAGUCAGGGGCGCACAGCCAAUGAGGUCAGAGGAAAGCUGCCAGGCCUGGCCGGGGACAGAUGUGGCCUGGACCGGCCGCCGCAGGAGACGCGGGAGGAGCUGUGCAGUGGGUGGCGGGAGUGGGGGCGGUUGGCUUUCACCACCACCCACAUCUGUAACAAGACCCCCAGCGGGGGUCACACGGGGCGUCUCCAGUUGCACCCAGAACCCAGAUCCCUCACCGCUUCCCGCCUGCACCCGCCACCCUCACCACAAGAUUGA